Messenger RNA from Lizanozyma spartinae, 1551 nucleotides. RefSeq names its product import motor complex subunit (gene PAM16). Gene Ontology annotation, cellular component: TIM23 mitochondrial import inner membrane translocase complex. Lineage: Eukaryota; Fungi; Ascomycota; Pichiomycetes; Serinales; Debaryomycetaceae. The record is from RefSeq and is a predicted model, not a curated record. The coding region runs from base 1 to 1551 and encodes 516 amino acids. The transcript is spliced from 4 exons. Gene Ontology annotation, biological process: protein import into mitochondrial matrix.
AUGUUAGUUGAACCUUACUACAAUCAAGAUUUUGCAGCCAAGAUGUUGGUUUGGAACAACUUAUGGUUAAUAUUCCUUGCGAUUUUCCAUCUCACUGCCGCACUUCCGGUUGGGGAGUCUUCCAAAUACGUUGCAGAACGAGGAAUAGAUGAAGAUAAUGAUGCCCAAGUAUUGUAUCUAGAUAAAAGAGAUAACGCACUUUUGGAUACCUUUUUCACUCAAUUAAAUAAAUCAGGGUUGGGAGUUCAAAUUGUACACGAGUUUUAUUCUAACCCAUUAACACAACCUACAGUUCUCAAUCUUAUAAAUGGGUUCCUUAGACAAGUGGACUUUGUAACCUUGUUGGAUGAGCUUUCAAGUUCAGGUUUAGCUCAUGAUGUGGCCAUGCUGAUGUUUUAUAACAAAGAAGCAUUCCCUGAUUUAUUCAAGAUAAUUCAGUCCUUAAGACUGGAUGGUACUAUUCCUUACAAAAAGAGAGAAUACAUUGAAAAGAGGGGUCUUAUAGGAGAUAUUCUUGGAGGCGUAGGUAGUGUUGUCAAUGGUAUUUUUGGAGGAGGUUCUUCGUCAAGUUCUUCAUCUGCAGCAGCUCCAACUGCUUCGAGCACAUCAGCAACAGCUGCUUCCUCAACAGCAAAUGCUGUCUUUCCCACAUCUGUGCUGCUUGCAACUGGAAGUAUUCUUUCGGUUCCCUCUAUAACUACAAGUUCCGGUGCUACCACCACCACUAAUGGAGGUCUCUUUGGCUUCAUCGGUGGGAUCUUUGGCACUGUUACUAGUGAUGUUGGUUCUGUUGUUAGCGGUGUCAACUCUGCUGUUGGCUCUGUGGCUUCUGGUGUUAGCGGAGUUGUAGGUGGACUUGUGAACACUACAACUACUUCAAUUAAUAGUUUCAUUCUGUCUUCUCUGGAAGUUGCAACUUUGACAAGCGUGUUUGAUUCAUCGUCAAUAGCUGCUAUUGCAACCUUAUUACAACUUUUUCAAGCUAACAAAAAUAUGGAUGACUGGAUCAUUGCUUUACAAAAGUCGGGUUUGGGUGUACUGAUUGUUCAAGACGUUGUAACUACUUUAGAUGGUCAGCGUUUUGCAGUUACAGCUGCUCACAGCAUCAAGAAAAACGCUCCCCAACCAUUAGGUACGUUUAAGGCACAGACAUAUAGGAAGAAAAUGGCACACCGUUUGAUAGUGAAUGUUGUUUUAACAGGAGCCAGUGUUUUUGGCCGAGCAUUCACUGAAGCAUACAAACAAGCAGCUAAGGCCUCGGCCAGCAAUGCGAAGAUGCAAAGCACUAAAGCUACAAGUGUAGGGGGAGUACCAGUCGAUGAGGCGUUGAAGAUUCUUGACUUGGAGAGAAAGGAUUUGAGUCAUGGAAAGAUUGAAGACAAGUACAAGUAUUUGUUUGAGGUUAAUUCCAAGGAGAAGGGGAAUUCGUUUUAUAUUCAGAGUAAAGUGUACUAUGCCAUGGACACACUAAAGAAAGAGUUAGACUAUUUGGAAAAGCUACAACAACAGAAGAAGGAGCAGUCACAGCAAAAUCAACAACAACAACAAUAG